UAUAGCCAACACUUUAUCACGUGUUCGCAUGAACAAAUCGUAGUUUGAGUGUCUAAAUAAAAUUUACUCAUAAAUUUAAGGACUCAUGAAUAUAUUAAGCCUUUUUCUAGUGAAUUAUUUCAUAGGCACAAGUGGUAGCCUAUUACUCUUGCAUUUUCCAAUUAUAUAAAUCAACUUUUCUCACUUCAACCUCUACAUUUAUUUCACUUUUCUUGUGUACUUAAAAGAUCAUCUUCUCCCAACUGUACUUGACAAAUGACAGCCCCUUUACUCUCACCAACUUCACUAUAUACAUACGUAUUUAUACACACGUAGUUGUUCCUUUCAACGUAUGUCUAUGGAAUAAAUACGAACAUUCUUUUUUUUUUUUGUGUGUGUGUUACCAUUAAUGGGUUGUUCAGUUUCUCGUUCCUAUGACUGUGUUACCAAAGAUCCAUCAAACUCGUUGUGUUGUAGACAUUCACAGUUAUAUUCCUACACUGAUUCUUCUACUUCACCUCCUGUUUCAAGAACACUCUUCCUACAGACACCUCUAAUUCACCAUCCACCUCUUUGUAAAGGGGACACCAAUCACUUAGUUUCACUAACUUCCUCUACCUAUGGUUCACUUGUGCUCGAUGAUCCCCGGGUUCCAGAAAACCCCAUAUCUCCUGAUGAAGGUGAUCCACAAGACCCUUUAUCUCCUGAUGGAGCAAUCAACACUUGGGAGCUCAUGGAAGGCCUUGAUGACUUACAUUUUCGUAUGGUUCGGUCCCCUGUUGAUGAUGACCAUAACCAUGAUAUUGAAGAAUUGGACACAGAGCUGGUGAAGUCGUAUGAGAUUGUUGAGCAUCCGGGUACGAAGCCAUUGUGGAAGCAUCUGUCUGAGGAAUCAUUGUUGGCGAAAAUGGAUCCUAAUGUAGCUUUAAGUUAUAGAGAAGCAUCGUCUUCCAAACGAUAUGGACAUCAAGAUUUGAAAAUGGUUAGGUUUGUGGAAUCAUCGGAUGAUAGUUCAACUUCUUUGAGCACAUUGUUGCUUAAUAGUGAUAUCUACUUGAAGGGUACUGAAGAUAGGAUUGUUCUAUACUUUACUAGUUUGAGGGGAAUCCGGAAGACUUAUGAAGAUUGCUGCUCCGUGCGUAUGAUCUUUAAAGGGCUUCGUGUAUGUGUAGACGAAAGGGACAUCUCUAUGGAUUCGUCGUAUAGAAAAGAGUUACAAGAUGUUUUGGAAGGUAAAGCACUGAGUUUGCCUCGGGUGUUUAUAAGAGGGAAGUACAUUGGUAGUGUAGGAGAGAUCAAACAACUUCACGAGACUGGAGAAUUGGCUAAGCUUUUGGAAGGGUUCGAGGUUAUGAAUGACGGAUUCACUUGUGAAUGUUGUGGUGAGACGAGGUUUGUACCAUGUCCUAGUUGCAAUGGAAGCCGGAAAAUGUUUGAAGAGGAGGGAGGGGAGUCGAGGAGGUGCCCGCAUUGCAAUGAAAAUGGAUUAAUUCGUUGCCCCGGCUGCUGCCCUUGAUCAUGUGCAGUAUGCUUCACUGUCAUAUCUGAGGUUUCUUAGUUAUUACUAAUGUGUAUUAUAAAGAGAUAUAAUAUAGGUGCAAAAGGACAUUUGUUUGCUUCAACUGUCUAUAUUACGUGGCUCUGUAGGAAUUCAUGUUCAUUUUCAUGUUCAUAAGUUAUAAAAUCCAUACAUGCUACAUUUUUUUAA
Messenger RNA from Capsicum annuum, 1687 nucleotides. RefSeq lists its product as uncharacterized. The transcript has a single exon. Lineage: Eukaryota; Viridiplantae; Streptophyta; Magnoliopsida; Solanales; Solanaceae. The record is from RefSeq and is a predicted model, not a curated record. The coding region runs from base 389 to 1495 and encodes 368 amino acids.